AGCUAUUUUCGUGAGUACAACUCGAACCCGGUUGUAUAUCAGCUGGCCAAAAUUCGCAAAACAACGCGCCAAGGAACACACACUGACAUGCCUGUUGUGGAUUUGACUGUAGAUCGGAAUCUGCUCUGUCCUAGCUUCGAUGGCUACAAGCUGUCCUUUGAUGCAGUGCCUGUGUUGCGCCAGGAUUGUAGUCGCCACCCGCUGAAGCUGGAACCGCACCAUAACCAGUACUCGUUGCUCCACGUCGAAGUGUUUGCCAAGCACAAUGGCCUCCAUGCUGAUCCCUGGCUGCGAACCAAUUGCUACUAUGUAAAUGUCGGCCGAGAGAUAGUUAUGGGCUCCUAUGAUACACAAUCGGGGAGACCACGUGAACAGCGCGUCGUAUACACAUUGGACGCGGGGGCUCAAGAGGUUGGUGACUACAACUACAGUUUACAUUUCAUAUCGGAGAAAUAUUGCAUACUCUGCGAUGGCAUGAACACAUUCCAUCUACUGGACACAGGAGAUCGUUCACGGGCACCAACCUGGCAACUGAUUGCCAAGACUUUGGUAAAUCCAUCGAAUGAUCAACGUGGCUAUGUUCUAUACGAUGCUCGGUUGGACGUGGUGCAAGAACGUAAACGUAUUUCCCUAUUGGCUGGUCAAGUGGCACGUAGAGAGAGUCAGACCAGCAGAAAUGAUGGAAGCGUCAGCACUGUCUAUUUCAUGGAUCUCACUUGGUCCCAUUGGGAGCAGAGCACUACCGGCGAAUGGAUAUACAAGGUUUGCGAGAAAUUGGAGACCACUGGUUCCAUAUUUUAUGCUGCUUUUGAACCAAAAGCCGAGUCCUUGAUCAUUUGCUCAAAUCGUGAAAUACAAACAAAAGCGCAGAGGGAAGCUGGAGGAAAGGAAGAUGGUGGACAGGAGGACAGUGGGGAUACACGCCCGCAGCUUCAUAAUGCAGAAACUGAUGAUAGUGCUACUGCAGCUCCAUAUACGUGGACCCAAACAGCUGAAGACAUUCUUUUGCGAUUUCCAUUGCCCAGCAAUGCCACAAGGAAUGACUUUGAUAUACAGUCCAAAGCCGAUCAUAUUGAAGUAAAGUGUCUCGACAAGCAAAUGCUUCUGCAGGGUGAACUUUUUGCUCGUGUAGAUCAUGAUUUGACCACAUGGACAGUGGAACGAGAUGAAUUGCAUUUAACUUUGGUCAAACAAAACGCUGAAAGUUGGACCCGCUUGCUGGCGCGCGAAGAGACUGAGGCGGAAGCGGAUGUGGAUGGAUUACCUGAACGUCCCUUACCCAUACCCAAUCUAGAGGAUCCAAUUGAAGAAUGUGAUUUUCCCUUAGAGUCCACAAACGAGGACAUUAAAAUGGUGCGUUUUAAUCUUCCUACUGGUGGCAUCACUCACACAAUAUUUCUGGGACCCACGCCACCAUUAUUUAGUACAUCAUUGCGUCCUGGAUAUCCAGCAGCAUUUGCCACUCGCCAGGGUGUAGAUGCCUCCAUGUGGCUGCAAAUGUAUCAGCCAUCUAAGCCGGAUGAGUGGCGAGUUCGGCAUGAGGGCAAUCUUCAUGCCUUUGCCUAUGUCCAGGCCUCCAAGGAGCAACGAAAAUUCAUCGACUGUUGUCCAGAUCUGGACUAUGCGGUUAUAUGCGAAACGCAUCGUCAUGUCUUUGUCUACAAGUCUCGUUACGAUUCCGCUGGCGGAUUGCGCAAAAGGAAUGGCCCUCAAGUGACCAUUGGCAAACAAAGUCUCAUAACACUCGAUGACAAUGCGGGCGAAGUCCUGGGAAUGACCACGGCAACGAAUGUGAUCACAAUACUAACCCAAAACGGUCUUAUGUAUCUUCAGGUCUAGAAUAAACAAAAAAGCAAAUAAAAUUUCAUAUUCGACAAA
Messenger RNA from Drosophila willistoni, 1878 nucleotides. RefSeq names its product nudC domain-containing protein 1. The record is from RefSeq and is a predicted model, not a curated record. The transcript is spliced from 2 exons. Lineage: Eukaryota; Metazoa; Arthropoda; Insecta; Diptera; Drosophilidae. Bases 88 to 1839 code for a protein of 583 amino acids.